AUGUCUACUGUGAAGGCUCAUCUACUCUCUGAGAAAAACUCCUCACAGUCUACGGUACGAUCCACAGGGUCUGAAUUACUAGACGAUGUAUUGAGAGUACUCCUUUGGAUUGCACCUUGGUAUACAUGUUUAAGUACAUUGUUUUUCGCAUGGUUAACUGUUCUUUAUCCACGACCUACGCUUGCAUGCUCGAUAUCUGCUUGGCUUUUCUGGUUUACAAGUAUGAGAAAUAUAAACCACAGUCAAGGAACUUCUUUUAGCCAAGAAUAUGAAAAAGAAGCCAAGAACGUGUCAAAUGAAGAUACUUCUGAAUCUGAGCAUCCAACGACUGACCCUGAGGAACAAACCGUGCACAUUGAUUCGGACAUGGACGACGAGACAUAUGGUCAAGGUGCCCCCGGCUACCAGCUACUUCACGGGAAACGGGGUCAUGGGAGAACGCCAAGCAUGGAUCUGCAUUCUUCUAGUGAUCCAUCCUCCCACCACAAGCCAAAAAAGAAGACACAAAGGUCUGAUAGCAUAGGUGAAGAGUCUCACGAAGAAAAGGCAUCAGUCACUGAGGAUGGAUUACAAAAGGCUGGUAGGCUUUCUAUUUCAAAAAUUGUAACGGAUCACCUAAUUCGCAAAGAUGAUUACCCGGUGGAAACUUCUCAAAAGAUCAAUCAAGGACCAAUAUUUGUGAAAUCAUCCAAUGGUCCAACUCUUCUGGACGCAUAUUUUGAACCUGUUCAAAAUUUAUAUCGAUAUUCUCAGAUGUCAAAUACGUUGUUCUUCAGCUACCUUCCAUUGGUUACAGCAAUAUUUAUUUUCUUUCUGCCUACUCAAGCUUUAUUUAUAUUUCUGUCGUCGGUUGUGCUUGCAUGGCAUUCUCCUCCCAUGAAAGCAGUUUCGCUCGCCGUUGCCCGAAUCUCUGUUUUUAGUUCACUUUCAGAAAAAUUCGUUUUCGGAAAAAUUGAAAAUGAGAAGGAAGAAGAGGAGGGUCAGUUGGAAGAACCUCCAUCGAUUCCCGGGGAUGCUUCUGAAAGGGAAUCCAAAGAUGGUGCUACCACCUCAUUGUUGAAAGUGUUUAAGAAUGGUACGGCCCCUGUCAAACAGGAGGGCACUCCAAAUGAAGUAAAUAGCAAUGAAAACGUAACAGAGAAAUCUCUACAUUUGGUGGAGCAUCAACGAUACUGGGUUGGUGUCGGUUGGUUGAAUCGAACAUUACCGACGGAUCACCCCAACUUUACUAGCUCAGACAGAAAUAUUCCUGUAGCGGAGCCUACAGCCCAGUUUCUUCCUCCAGACGGGAUUGCUUGGAUUGACGACAAAUGGUCCAUUGGUCCAUGGACAUAUACGGAUACAUUUUGGAGACAACCGUCUUUAACUCAGUAUAAGACCGCGUUUACAAGGUUCCGAGAAUGGAAAAGAAGAUAUCGUACAUUACCAGAGGAAGCCGUUCCCGUCCCUUCUGUGUUGGACACACUGUCAUCCGAGAAAAGAUUAGAUGAUGAACAGGUAGCCAACUCUGGUGGUACAAACCAUACAACUGGAACUUCGAAAUCUCAGUCCAAAGCAGCUGCGAAUUUAAAAACGAUUAUGAAUGAAAAUGCGUCUGAUACGAAGCCUAGAUCUUCGUCCAUUUCUACUACGAGAUGA
Molecule: messenger RNA, 1638 nt
Organism: Schizosaccharomyces octosporus yFS286
Lineage: Eukaryota; Fungi; Ascomycota; Schizosaccharomycetes; Schizosaccharomycetales; Schizosaccharomycetaceae
Product: peroxin Pex32
Exons: 1
Coding region: 1-1638 (545 amino acids)
Biological process (GO): peroxisome organization
Cellular component (GO): peroxisomal membrane
Source: RefSeq, a predicted model, not a curated record